Clarias gariepinus (North African catfish) is the source of this 452-nucleotide messenger RNA. It is a transcript of the gene rpl39, whose product is annotated as ribosomal protein L39. Gene Ontology annotation, molecular function: structural constituent of ribosome. Gene Ontology annotation, biological process: translation. Gene Ontology annotation, cellular component: cytosolic large ribosomal subunit; ribosome. The record is from RefSeq and is a predicted model, not a curated record. NCBI's taxonomy places the organism in Eukaryota, Metazoa, Chordata, Actinopteri, Siluriformes, Clariidae. The coding region runs from base 142 to 297 and encodes 51 amino acids. The transcript has 3 exons.
AGUGACUCGGCGCUAGAGGUCGCUGAGUUUUCGUGAGUUACUGUGGCUCCGCCUCGUAAACUCGGAAAUACAACACGGCCGGUUCUCGGAGUUCCUUCUCUUCAGCCACCGCCAUUGUGGUGCAAGGACUGUGUGUCUAGAAUGGCGUCACACAAGACUUUCAGGAUUAAACGCUUCUUGGCCAAGAAGCAGAAGCAGAACAGACCGAUCCCUCAGUGGAUCCGCAUGAAAACUGGCAACAAGAUCAGGUACAACUCCAAGCGCAGACACUGGAGGAGGACAAAGCUUGGCUUGUAAGCUCAGUGCGAUCAGCUUUGACUACAUCUGCACCCUGCAAGCUUCACCACCUCUGCCCAGAUGUUCGAAGAGAUCGUCUGUUAAAUGGAUCAAAAAUCUUUUUUGUACAGAUACUCUGAAAAUGCCCUUGGUCUACAAUAAAUGAUCAGACUAUA